Aspergillus welwitschiae is the source of this 281-nucleotide messenger RNA. RefSeq lists its product as uncharacterized. NCBI's taxonomy places the organism in Eukaryota, Fungi, Ascomycota, Eurotiomycetes, Eurotiales, Aspergillaceae. The record is from RefSeq and is a predicted model, not a curated record. Bases 41 to 223 code for a protein of 60 amino acids. The transcript has a single exon.
CCCGUAGGAAGUUAUUGCAUUACUGUAAGAUUGCAUUGGCAUGCAAAGAAGAAAAAGUAUAUCUACACGGAUAUCGCCGUUCUGGUCAUCCGAACACUCUAAACACAGGGUGACACGCAAGGACAUGAUGGUCUAUUCUUCCGGGGUAUCGAGCAAUCCCAAACUCCAGCUCUCAUCCAGAGAUACUGUGGAGUGUGAAUAUGAGAGGAAAAGGAAACAUUGAAGGGAAAGAGAAAGGGAAGUAAAGAGAGGACAAGAGAGGUGAAGGAAAAGCAAAAGAG